Molecule: messenger RNA, 855 nt
Organism: Drosophila elegans
Lineage: Eukaryota; Metazoa; Arthropoda; Insecta; Diptera; Drosophilidae
Product: C-type lectin 37Db-like
Exons: 1
Coding region: 71-736 (221 amino acids)
Molecular function (GO): signaling receptor activity
Source: RefSeq, a predicted model, not a curated record
UAAGCAAUAUAAUUUCAGUUGCCUUCAAACACCGAUCUUAAACGCUUCAACCGUUUUGAAAUACACAGAAAUGGCAAGACUUCUAACUCUAUUGUUUUUUGUAUUAAUUGCUGGCGUUUGUUAUGGAUCUUUGACAGGAUCCCAAAGUGGUGAGGAUAUUGAAACUGUGCCGAAGGACCUGGAGACCCGCUGCAUCUCAACCGAACAAAAAGCCUUUAAUGAAACGCUUUCUAAAAUUGAGAGUUCACUGGAGAGAAUCAUUUUACAGAUGAGUGCUCAGCAAGAAAUUUUCGCCGCCAGAUUAGAAGAUUUUCAAGAUCAACUAAAAGCGGUACUGAAUAACUCAAUCGCCGUCCCGAAGUUCCAGCUGAUAGGAUCAAGGAGGUUUUACAUUGAAGAGGAUCUUUCUCAGGAUUGGAAAACUGCUGCAAGAACCUGUCGGAAAAUGGGGGGGCAUCUGGCCUCGAUUAAAGACGAAGAGGAGCAAAACGCUAUAAGCAAAAAACUUGAACAACUUAAUGGCUACUGGCUGGGCAGUAACGAUCACGCAGAAAAGGGCAGUUUCGUGUCAUUGGCCUCUGGUAAGCCAGCCUUUUUGAAGUGGUCAGAUGGAGAACCAAAUUACUAUUUCGGAUUUCCGAGCUGCAUAGCAUUGGGCAGAGAAGAUGCCCCACUGUGGCUGUCGGAUUGUGAGUUCACAAAGCACUUUAUUUGCCAGGCUGAUGACGACGUUUAGUUUGAAAAAAUCCCAAAGAAACUCAUUAUUUCCGAAUACAAGAAGCACAAUUAUUACUUGAAAAAUAUUGUUAAUUUUGUUCUCUCAAUUAUGAAAAGUAAAAUACUUUAAACAUUUUC